This is a messenger RNA of Striga hermonthica, 1506 nucleotides long. The record is from the annotation of a GenBank genome assembly. Lineage: Eukaryota; Viridiplantae; Streptophyta; Magnoliopsida; Lamiales; Orobanchaceae.
AUGCUUAAGUAUAAAAACCUCUUUCUGAGACCGGGAUUAGCUGGCGUUUUGGGCCUGUAUCGGAGGGAACACCUAUUUCCCUCCGGAUUGCCUUUGAAAGCUUCAUGCCUGCCUCCUUACCUGAAUGCCUUUGGUCAAACUUCAAUCAAGGGACUGCACUCGCAAGUACAAACAGGACGUAAAGGUUUGGCAGCUGAGUUCGAGCAUAUGGAGAACAAUAAUACGAUUGAAGAAGUACCAACAGAUUCAUACCUUCCAUCUUCAUAUGAUGCUGCAAUGGAGGCACUUUCGUCUCUCAUUUCUGGCAAAAAACGGGGAGAUGGGUCAGCAGUAAGUGAUAAGUACAGCAAAUUGGAGAGAAUGUCAAUGUAUGUUAAGAUUUUGGGUUUGGAAGAACAUAUUGCCGGGCUUAAAAUUAUUCAUGUUGCUGGGACUAAAGGAAAGGGUUCAACAUGCGCUUUUUGUGAGGCAAUUCUGAGAGAAUGUGGAUUCAGGACUGGACUAUUUACAUCACCCCACUUAAUUGACGUGAGAGAAAGAUUUCGUCUAGAUGGGUUGGAUAUAUCUGAAGAAAAGUUUCUCCAUUAUUUUUGGGAAUGUUGGCAUCAGCUGAAGGAGAAUAUCACUGAUGAUUUGCCUAUGCCACCUCUUUUCCAGUUCCUCACUGUUAUGGCCUUUAAGAUUUUUGCUAGUGAAAAGGUUGAUGUUGCUAUAAUUGAAGUUGGUCUUGGUGGGACCAGAGAUUCAACAAAUGUGAUCAAGAACCCUGUAGUUUGUGGUGUUAGCCCACUGGGAAUGGAUCAUAUGGAAACAUUGGAUGGAACAAUUGAAAAUAGUACUUCAGGAGAUUUGGUCUUUUACUUGGAUGGGGCCCACAGUCCUGAAAGCAUGGAGGCUUGUGCCGGGUGGUUUUCGAGUGCUGUUAAAGAAAACCAAAACCAUCUUUCCGCUCAUUUGAACAAUGUUUCGAGCAAUGGUCAUCUUCGACCAGGAAAGAAUGACUCGGUCAAAAUCUCCAAGAAUAUCCUCUUAUUCAACUGUAUGGAUGUGAGAGAUCCCCAAAUCCUUCUUCCAACACUUGUUGAUAGGUGUGCUUUAUCGGGUACUUACUUCGCAAAAGCUAUUUUUGUUCCGAGUAUCUCAACUUACAGCAAGGUCACCUCUGGUUCGUCAGCUGUUCCUAUGGAGAUCCCCUCCAAGGAUUUGACUUGGCAGUUUAAUCUUCAGAGAGUAUGGGAAAAAAUUAUUCAUGGCAAAGUUAGCAAGAGUUUUGAGAUGAAAAGACCAGACACUACUCCGCCACGAAGUUUCAUUCUCGAUGAUGAUAUAUCUAACUGUAGUCCUUUGGAGGGAAAUUAUACUUGCAGUGCUGUAGUUUCUUCACUGCCGAUGACUAUCAACUGGUUGAGGAAUUAUGCUAAGGAAAAUCCCGCCUACAGAAUCCAGGUUCUUGUUACGGGCUCGUUGCAUCUUGUUGGGGAUGUGCUAAAGCUUCUUCGGAGGUGA